Molecule: messenger RNA, 1281 nt
Organism: Cladophialophora carrionii CBS 160.54
Lineage: Eukaryota; Fungi; Ascomycota; Eurotiomycetes; Chaetothyriales; Herpotrichiellaceae
Exons: 2
Coding region: 1-1281 (426 amino acids)
Molecular function (GO): metal ion binding
Source: RefSeq, a predicted model, not a curated record
AUGUCCAGCACACCAACCUGUGCGUUCUGGCUCCGAGGGAGAUGCAUGAGAGGAGCCUCCUGCAGAUUCAAACACGGAGCGACCUCAGCAGAUGAACCAGGCAAGGCGAUGCUGGUUGACACUGGCAGGAUUCUGGAAACGAUCGAGCCUCACAGUCUUCGGGCACAUGUCGACAACGACGAUGAUAGCGUCAUCUCCCUGACUGGCUACGAAUUCCUCUCGUCGUACAACUGGGUCGACGAUGACAACCCGGUCAUCUAUGUCCCUGGAGCCCCUGCCAUUUGGAAAGCCAACGAACCACCCUUCGAGGUCACCAAGGACCAAGGCGCGUACUUCAUCGACCAGAACACUGCCCGUUGUGCCACAUACCCUGCCGAGGCUCUUUUCCGGUCCCUUGCCGUCAUGCAGCCGGACCUGAGCAUGCGAGAUUUUGACCUCGUCACCGACCGCAACUGCCUCCGCAAGUUAUUACGCUUUGUCUGCGCUGACGUGGACCAGACGUUCCGUAUCGACGUCCAGCUACAAGGCGACGUCAUGUUUCUCUGCCGCUGGGAAGCCGAGCUCAAACGCAUCAUUCGUGGUCACGAAAACUUUGGCUACGGCCAUAGCUUUGAGCACGCCACCACAAUCUUCGACAAAGCCAUACGUGACAGCACUGGACAUCACCGGGUGGUUCGGUACAGCCUUGGAGGCGUCCGAUGCUUGGUCCGAUACGAGGCGGAUGGGUGUACCGACGAUGCAGGAGAGGCAGGUGGUAGAGCAAAGACCGCGGAGCGAGACGAUACCGGUGAUACAGAUGAUUUGCUCGGGGCAUUGGAGUCAAUGACAAUUGCUCCAGCUCGGGUCAGAAAAGCGAACGGAUCUGUGCAAGUGUUGGAAGAGGGUCGCGUGGUGCCUCCGUCCACCAUUAUCGAAAUCAAGACACGAGCAUCCCACCGCAGGCUGAAGAUCGACGAGGUUCUUCCACAGCUAUGGUUUGCACAAACACCGAACCUCUUGGUGGGCUAUCACACGAAUGGCCACUUCCAGGAAAUACACAAGGUUCCGAUGGAACCGGAAUUCGAACGUUGGGAGAAACAGCAUCAAGCCCACCUGAAGAACCUGGUCGCCCUGCUCAAGAAACUCCGCGGAUCUGCCCGGUCGACCAAGGGUCAACGAUGUGUGGUCGUAGGCAUGAGAGGUCGGACUUCUCGGUUGCAGAUUUACGAGUCUACCAGAACGAGGGCCGUCUUGCCUGAAGAUAUUGUCAACCUGCACGAGUGGGAGGAGAAAUCACAGUAG